Dendrobium catenatum is the source of this 2194-nucleotide messenger RNA. RefSeq lists its product as uncharacterized. Gene Ontology annotation, molecular function: catalytic activity. The annotation marks the transcript as partial. NCBI's taxonomy places the organism in Eukaryota, Viridiplantae, Streptophyta, Magnoliopsida, Asparagales, Orchidaceae. The transcript is spliced from 4 exons. The record is from RefSeq and is a predicted model, not a curated record.
AUGGAAGAUAUUCGCAGUUUUUUUCUUAGUUUGAAACUUUCGGGUUCUUUUACUGUUAGCCUUCUUGAUCCUCGACAUGUUUUUAUUAAUCUCUCGAAUGAUAAUGACUAUACGAGGGUUUUUUUAAGGAGAUCUUACUAUGUGAAAAAUUUCCAAAUGAGACUUUUGAAAUGGUCUCCUGAUUUUGACAUAAAUUCUGAAUCCCCAAUUUGUCCUGUCUGGAUUUCUCUACCUAAUCUUCGUAUGCAUUUUUAUAAUCAUACUGUUUUGCAAAAGAUUGGGUCUAUUUUCGGUAGACCUUUACAGGUGGAUCAAGCUACGGCUAAUAGAACUAGACCUUCAGUGGCUAGAAUUCUGGUUGAAAUGGAUAUUACGAAAGAUUGGUCCAAGGAAAUUUGGCUUGGAUCUGAAGGUAACGGUUAUAUUCAAAAAGUAGAAAUUGAAAACUUUCCUAUAUUUUGUACUCACUGUAAAUUGUAUGGUCAUGAUAUUAAUAACUGCUUUAUUCUCAAUCCCUCUUUGAAAAAUAAGGCUCAAAAUUUUGCUAAUCGUGAUAAUAAGGGUAAGGAAAAAGAGGAACCUUCGGUUUUGCAUGCAUCUUUUACUCCUGAAAAUUUUAUUGAAACGAAAGCCAAGAAAAUGGUUUGGAAAGCGGUUAAUAAGGAACAAAGGGAAGCUUUAAAGGAAGAUGUUAUGGAAAAUAAGCAAUGGGAUAUUGUUCUUUAUAAUGAAGAGCCUAAAACUGCUCUUUCUAACAAAUUUUCUAUUCUAAAUCAAAGUAAUAUUGCUGAUAUGGAUUUUCAGGAAUCCACAGAUGAUAUUUUUACUUUAAACAAUGCUGUUAACUAUUCUGUCGAGAAUUUGCAGAAAGAAGAAUGCUGUGGGGCUAAUGGAAAUUCGGUAUCCAUACCAGAAUUUUUCUCUGAAUUAGAAGAAAAAGAAUUAGAGGAGGGUGAACUGGUGCUUGAACAUGAAAUUGAAGUGUCCUCUCCCAACAUUUCAAUGACUUAUGUGGAUUCUUCUUACAAGAAAGGUUCGGAAAAGGGUUCUCUUGUUUAUGCUGCCUGCAAUAGAUGUGAUAGAAGAAUUCUUUGGAAUUCUUUAUCUGAAUUUGCUUCUUCUGUUAAUGAACCUUGGUUUGUGGGUGGGGAUUUUAACAUUAUUCUGAAUACUAAUGAAAGACUUGGUGGAGCUGCCCCUAACACUUACUCUAUGGAGGAGUUUUCUAACAUGAUUAAUGAUUGUGCCUUAGUGGAUAUUGGUUUUACCGGUUCCAAUUAUACUUGGAAUAAUAACCGUAUUUGGCAAAGACUAGAUAGAAUUCUCUUUAACCAUUCUUGGAUUUCUACUUGGCCUUUAACGGUGGUUGAGCAUUUAAGCAGGUCUCUUUCAGACCACUGCCCCUUACUUAUCUCUAUCAAGGAAAAUAAUUCUAACAACAAAGGUACGCCCUUCUUUAGAUUUCAAAAUAUGUGGAUUCAGCACACUGACUUCUUACAAUUAGUUUCUUCUAACUGGAAUACUUGCAUUGCUCCUGAUAAUUCUGUCAAAGAUUUGGAAGAGAGAGUUUGUUAUCUGGAAAAUUUGUUAAUCUCUGAUCCUUUAGUCAUUAAUGAACUCAAUGAAACUAAAGAUAAUUUGGUUAAGUUUCAGGAUAUGGAAGAAACUUUUUGGAGGCAAAAAGCUUCUGCUAAACAUUUAAAUGAAGGGGAUAGAAAUACUAAGUAUUUCCAUGCCUUGGUUAACAAAAAGAAAAGCUUAAAUUUUAUUAAUAAAGUAAAGGAUGACAAUGGUAUGUGGAUUCAAGAGGAUAUGCUUCAUGACUCUGUUACAAGGUACUUUACUAAUUUGCUUGGUAAGAAAACUAAUAUUAGUCCAUUAGUUAACUCUCAUCUUAUUGAUAAUACUAUUUCUUAUGAGGAUAACAUUGCUCUCACGGUUAAUCCUACUGAAAAUGAGAUUUACUUAGCUGUUAUGUCUAUUAAUCCUAAUGCAACUGCUGGCACAGAUGGUUUUACUUCUCUUUUCUUUCAUUCUUGUUGGCAUAUUAUCAAAAAGGAUUUAAUUGCUGCUGUUGUUGAUUUUUUUGAGGGGAAUAAUUUGUUUCUCAAGAUCAUUAGAAAUUCUAUUGAAAACGUUUGGUUCUCGGUUAUUCUUAAUGGAACUUCUAAUGGUUUCUUUCACUCUUUGCAAG